This is a messenger RNA of Apodemus sylvaticus (European woodmouse), 8745 nucleotides long. It is a transcript of the gene Tasor2, whose product is annotated as transcription activation suppressor family member 2. The coding region runs from base 637 to 7749 and encodes 2370 amino acids. The record is from RefSeq and is a predicted model, not a curated record. Lineage: Eukaryota; Metazoa; Chordata; Mammalia; Rodentia; Muridae. The transcript is spliced from 20 exons. Gene Ontology annotation, cellular component: nucleoplasm. Gene Ontology annotation, biological process: negative regulation of gene expression, epigenetic.
CUGGCGGUCGCGCGUGCGCUUUGGCGCGCUCCCUGUGAUUGGCUCCACGCGACCACGACGCUUUAGUUUUCACUUUCUGUCUGCCGAGCCCCCUCCCUUUCUCCUUGUCCACGAGGUUUCACUUCCGGUUGCUGGUGCCCGGGGGGCCGGAGAGCAGACGCGGUUCCAGCUUGUGUUGUCUCGGUAGCUGUUUCCCGCCCGUGGGGCUGAGUGAGGGGCCCGAGCGUGCGUGGCGCGCGCGCGCGGCCGGGACACCCGGGAUCGUGAGGCGAGGUCGGGAGACGCGGCAGAGCGAGGGGCCAGGAGGAGAAAGGGACGGGCUGGAAAAGCAUGGGAAGGACUCUGAGCGGUGAGCUCUACUCCUCAGGGAAGGCGGCCGCGCCGGGGACAGGGAAAGCUCAAGUUUGUGUCUAAGAAUUAUACAGGUAACUACCUAACAACCCUAGGCCAUCUUAUGGCUAUCACUGCCACGUGGAUGCAGACAUCUACAAAGUUUCUUACAAAAGAAGUCAUUUUCGUGCCUUCAAACUAAGUCACUCAUUACCUCUAUGAACCUUCAGGCAACGCUGUUAUUAAAUGACCCAGAUAGACCUGUCCUUAUAUAAUUGUAGCUUUUCAGCACAAGAAACCUAAAAAAUGGCAGCACCCACUUAUAAAAGCAUACUUGAGCUCAAUAAAAAUGCUCUCAUCUCUCCAUGGAAAGGGCAGUUAGUUAUCCAGGGUUGUCUGCUGUGUGAUAUAACUCUUUGGACUGCUUGUGGCACAGUAGUUCCUAUACAACUGCCCCGGGAACUAGAUUUUAAGUAUGUAAUGAAAGUGUCUUCUUUGAAAGAAAGCCUACCAGAAGCUGCCUUUAGAAGACGGAAUUACUUGGAUCAGAAAGUCUGUUGUCAAGACUUAUGCUUUGAUUUAUAUGAAGUUGAAUUGACAAACAAACAAGGAGAAAACAUAGAUAAGCUAUUGGAAUAUAUUAAAUAUAAGGAAUUGGCGCUCAUCAAAUGCUUAGAAGACAGGAGUUUCUUCAUUUUACUUACAUCGUCAGACUUAACUCCAGAGCCAGAUUUUGGAGAUGAGCAGAUGGGUCUACAUGGUUUACAUUUAUUCCAUGCACCUCAGCCAGCAGGAGCAAAGGACUUGAAAGUUGAAGAUGGCCUCUCUCUGAAAGUGGUACCUAUUUUACCUGCCCUUAGUUAUGCACUUCUAGAAGCAAAGAAGUCACUUUCUGAAGAAGGAAUCCCUCCAAACAUCUUAGUAAAGCACAGUUUCCAAGAGCUGUACAAGGCGGACAGAAGCCUCUCCUUGAUGGCUCCUCCUUCAGAUGGAGUCAGAGAUGCCGCGUCCACUGGGAGCCUGCCCCACGCCUUUGACCUGCCUGCCCCCCUGGAAACGUGCCCUUCGGAGUCCUUGACUCAGCUCAAGUGUUAUUUUUCAGACCCUACUGGUUAUACUCUGGACCUGUCUGCUGCUCUGGACUUGUUGGCAGAACAUCCUCAGGUCCCUUGCAUUUCAGAUGGGAUUUGUGAUGCUGGGUUUUCUUUAGUUAUGACACCAGAUCCUGAAUUUCUUGACUCAGAGAUGGAAAUGAGAAAAGAAACUGAAACAGCAGAAAAGUCUGGGAGAACAUUGAAAGUAAAGAAGAAAGCUAUGACUCCAUCUUCCAAUCAGAGAGUUCAGCCAAAGAGGAAGGCUACCACGGCAGCUGUUACACGGCCAAGUAAGCGGGUGAGCCUGGGCCGGGCCACUUCUAAAAGAACUGCACCCAAAACAGACAACAGGUCAUGCAACCCAACUCUAAAGCUAGUUAAAGGGCAGUUUCCUCAGAAGAGAAAAAGAGGUGCAGAAGUGCUGACUGCACAAAUUGUACAGAAAACCAGACUAGAGAGAAAAAAACAAGAAGCUUCUGUAUCUAAAGAUGCUCCAGUUCCUACAAAUGCUAAAAGGGCAAAGAAGCAAGAGAAGUCUCCGGGUAGAACUGCAUCACGGCCUAAGCCACCCGUGAGAAAGUCGCCACAAAAACGGAAGGUAAAUGUAGCAAGAGGCCGUCGGAAUACCAGAGUCCGAAAGCAACUCAAGCCUGCUGAAAAAGAAAUUGCUUUACAUCUUCAACCAGAAAUUUUAUCAGAUGGUCAAAAAGAUGGACUUAACCUCAGUACAUCUCAACAAGAAAGUAUUGGAAUGAUUCCUAAAGGUCCUCCUGAAAAUUCAGUCAUCACCUGUGAUUCCCAGGCCCUAAAUAUGUUAGCUGAUCUGGCAUUAAGCUCUGCUGCUGCUUCUAUACCAUCCUGCUUCUCUGAAUUGCCACAAAACAAUGUCUUACUCACUAAAGAAAAUUCAUUGCAUGGUGCCUCUGACCAUGAAUAUCACAAGGGAGUUAAAAGUCAAAAAGCUGCACUACUACCUAAACCAUACUCUGACGAGAAGAUUAGUUCAGAGUCAGACUUAACUCAUAGCCAAGAAGAAAACUUGGCACCACCAUCUGCUCAGCCUCUUGCUGUUGCCCAGCCAGCACCCCAAGAAGCCCGAGAAUUCUCAGAUGCAAGUCAGAACUCUGUUGUUGUGGAACAUUCCUAUGCCUUGCUCCUUGCUGAGCAAUCAAAGAAACAUCUGCAUCAGAGAAAGCUACCAAGCCCUGCUUUUGUCAAGAAUGGGACAAAAGGCCCAGAAGCGGGAACACCUGUAGGAAAGGUCAUGCCAUUUCGGCAUCUACAGCAUACCUCCCCACUACAAAAGCAUUCUGAAUAUUCAUUGACUAAACGCAAAAGUCUGUUUGUAUCUUCAAGCCUUAAAGAGUUUUUUUGCUCUCAUACUGUUCUUAGUUGUGAUGGCUCCUUUAAGAUUACUUUCAAAUGUGAAGGAGAGUAUGUAUUCAGCUUAGAUAGCAAAUACACCAGCAACCCUUUGGAGAAAACUGUUGUGAGAGCAUUACACGGACCCUGGAACACUGAUUGGCCUGAAAAUAUGGAAGAUGUGAAGCUUUUACUUCAUAUAUGGGUAGCUCUGUUCUACAGCAAAAAGAACAAAGCCAUCGGGUCACCUCGAAAGGUAGUAGAACACAAAAACCCAGCAAAAUAUGUAUGCAUAAAUAGGUCUUUAGAAUCUUUGGAUCACAGUGAAAUUGAGGAGUUUUCCAAUGUGGAAAGACCCUCAGUUGGAGGGUCUGUAGACCCUCUGUUGGAGACUAAGGAAACACACAUUGGUCAUGCCACCAUGACCUUCCCUGGACCCAACCGCGUGCUUCCUUUCAUUAAUCCACCAACUACCAGAGACUUGGAACUCUGUGUACAGAAUGACCAGAAAGAAGUAUUUACAGGGGAAUGUCACCUGGAUACUUCAGGAAACCAGAAUUUCAUCUAUUCUUGUAAUACUGAGGUAACUGGAGGUAAAGCCAAACAAGAAUUACCAGAAAAACUAGAGACUUCUAAUAUUGUGCUUUCUGGUGUUGUAAGUGCCCAAAGUAAUGGAACUUAUAUUCCCAGUGAAGAUAAAACCUGUCAGAACACAAAAAUGGUUUCUUAUAAUGAGUCUGUCACACAAGCCACCUUGACCACAGCUCAUGAUGAGACCAGCAGUGAGUCGAUGUGUCAGAAGACUGUGUUCGACAACCUUGAGAACAAAGUUGAUACUUUUCACCCAUCACUGCUGAUAAAAACAGGUGCUGUACAGGAUGUUAUCCAGCAUAGAAGCCACAUAAAAAAUGAAUGUCCACCCUCUGUAGAAAGGAGGGAGGAUAAUGUGGAAUGUAUGGUUAAUCUUGAGCCAGUUACUCUUGCUUUUGAAAAAAAUGCCAAUGUACCAAUACAUACAGAAGUAAAUACAACUGACAAACCUGCAGGCUUUAAUACUGAACUGGUUAAACAAGUAUCCCCUGCCUUGGGUAUUCAGUGUCCUGUGUCUGCAUUGGAAAAGGUACAAACACAGAGUGCUAGGGAUGUUCCUUCUCUUGCCAUGUCAAAGUAUAAAGGUAGUAAGUGCCUUUCUGCUGAUUCCAUAAAAAAGGAAACACCUCCUGAGAGUCUGUGUCUAUUACAGAAAGAGAUUUCUCCUCUGACAUCAUCAGCUGAUGGAUUGAUAAUGGAGGCAUUCUCAUUAGUUAAAAGUUCUAGUUAUUCGUUAGCCAGUAAUAAAACAAUGUGCCCUCAAGAUACCUCUCUACAGACUCAGAAUGGCUUGAGCAUGUCUUCAGAUGAAGUUCUAGAACCAUCGCAAGUAGUCUCAUCAACCUCUGUUCCCUUGCGGGAACAGCAGUUCCCUAACUGUAUUCUAGCAAUGAGUGAUGUAGCAGGUGGCUCUUCAGAAAUAGUGAAUAGUGACAACAGUAGUCUAAACCAAGACAAGAGUUUGCAAACAUUUAACUUGGCGGUAUUUCCCAAACGAACUGAUAGCUCAAUGAAUAAGGAAGAGGUUAGCAUGGAGUUGCCAGGGGAUGAUGCUGAUAUUAAUCUGACUCUAACAAUAUCACCACCUACAAGCCCCAGUGAGGAGAUAGCAGCUGGUGAAAUUGAACAAAUGCAGGGAGUCCCAGUAUCAAAUGUAGGACAGCAGAGUAGAUCUGAAGAAAUAGUUGAACCAGAAAGACAAGAGAGACUCAUAAAAAACAGAGAAACAAAUUCAGCUAGCUGUAUGUCAGUGUAUCCCGUGGAAUCCAAAGAAUCAUUAAAAAAUUGUACCCCUGAGGUUACAGAGAAAGUUAAUGUCACCUCAGACUUUCCCUUUGGCCCUCUAAUAGAAGUGUCACCAGCCUCAAGUCCUGAUCCCAUAUUACAGAGUGGAGACAGACAGUCAUCUCCAUGUUGUUUAAAACUCCAUGGCUCACAGUCUGAGAAAACUAACAAGUUGUCCCAUAUUAAGUCAGGAGAUGUAACUAUGCCAGAAAAAGAAAGUCUUCUUGUUGGUCCAAAGGGACAAGAUAAGUUAGCUCAGCAAAUGCAGCUCUCAGCUGAAAUGCCACAGAUACCAACUAACACAGUAGAAGUAGAAGGUAGAGUUGCUGUGCCUGGUCAAGUAACCGAGGUCAGUAUCCCCAGUGAGCAUGUGCCUUUCUCAGAAAAAGUGCAGUGCUAUGAUACAGAGUUAAAUAAGCCUACCUCGCCUGCCAGAUAUGGAGGUAAUUUUAAGCCUCUUGAGAAACCUGUAAAAGCAGGAAAUUCAUUGGAGGCAGAUUGUAUGGAGAACAGAGACAUGGACAUAAAACACCUUGCCUUGGAGUCCAGUGUACCCUUACCUAGUCCUAGAAAAGUCGUUGAAAAUAAAUCUUUUUCUGACACAUUGGUUUCUGUAACCACAAGUGGAAUAGUGAAUAUGUCAUUAAAACAGACUAAUUCUGAAAACAUGAAGAAAAGUGUCUGUGACAGUGAUGUAAAAACAGAAGCUGAUCGUAAUGUGCAGGUGGGGACAGAGAACUCUGCCUCCAUUGACAAAACUGAGGUGCAGGCAUGCUUUCAUCCAGAAGCCUCAAAGUUUGUUUCUUCCUCUGACAGUGCUCAGUGCACCUAUUCUACAAACCCUGUAAAUGUAGAGCCAGGGUUUCAAACACAGGAAAUCCCAGUAGUCAGAAUGGCCAGUUUACUUAAGAAUAUUGGAACUGAAUUACAUGAAGAAAGGAUGGAUCUCAGUGCUACUGGCCUUCGCUCUAACUCCAUGUCUACAAAAGAUGAACAAAAAACAAUUCAUGUGCUGCAGGACACAAUAUGUGAAGUAAAGGAGUUCUUGAAUGGUGAUGUUUUCUCCCAGGAUGCUCAUUCUUGCCAAAAUACAGUAGACUUCAGUAAAAGUAUCAGUGAAGAUCCUUCUGCUUCCUUUGUCCCAGAACUUGUUGACUCUGUUUGUGGCGUCUACAAAGAUCAUACUUUCAGUGAAAGCCCUAGCAUGGGCCAUGAAACCAAGGCAGAUGCUGAAACACUGAGCAGGGAUACAGAGAUAAGUGUAAAUGUUCCCAUGUGCUGUGGACCACGUUCUGGAGACUGUGUUCAGGAUUCUCUUGAUUGUACAAACUGCAAGUUUGAUGUGGAGAAUUUGAGAGGUAAUCCCCCAAACCAAAAAGAAGCAAUAAAAGGUAACUGUGAAUCUUUCACAAGCUUAAACAACAGUGAUGACACCUGGGCCUGCUCUAGCAAAAUUUCAGAGCUUGAGACACACAUCCCACCCAGAAACCAGGAAACAGAACCAUGUCCUAUCUCACCAAAUAAGUGUAUGCCAUGCUACAUCCAGAUCCCAGAUUCCCAUGGUAUCCCCAAGACUUAUGCUAACUUUACUGUAACAAAAGAGUUCAAAGAUACAACAAGAAGGAUGCAUAGCCUGAAGAGGCGUCGGAAUGUGAGUGCAAACUGCAACCUCCUCAGCUCCUGGACUAGCACCUGGCAUGUGACAGAUGACAUUACUCAGAGUACAUUGGACCUAGAGUACUUGCGUUUUGAUCAUAAGCUAAAGCAAGUGAUAAAGGGCUAUUCUCAUCAAUCUUCCCCUUCCAACAACAUCUUCCCGAAGGAAUCGCUCAUCCAAAUCUCUGUUGGAACAUCCCCUUCCACCCAAACAUCUGAGGCCUCGGUGUAUCUUCCACCCAAGAGCAGAAGCCCCAUUCUGGUGACAGUCAUACACUCAGACACCAGGCAGCAGAGUCAUCACAGAAGGCACUCCUCACCCAGAAGUCUAGUCGGCUCUUGCUCUCUCUGGAAGGAAAAAUGUAGUCAAAGUAGAAAUCGUAAAAAUUCUGAAGGAAGUCAGAUUCUUCCAUUCCACCUCAAUAAACUGAAAUACAACAGUACUUCAAAAGAAUCUAGAAAUGAUAUUUCACUUAUUUUAAAUGAAUAUGCUGAAUUUAAUAAAAUAAUGAUGAAUGACAACCAAACUGUUUCCCAAGAUAAAGAGCUAAAUGUAGCUUCUGUAGAAGCUGUUUACCAGGAGACAUACCAGCCAAGACAGUCAGUGUCCUACAAAGAUGUGAUCACAGACUUGUGUACCACGCUGCAGGUCAAACUAAAAGGAGUUGUGAGAGAGGCUUGUAAGAGCCCUUUCUGGUUCUACCUCGUUGAAACAGAAGAUAAGUCAUUCUUUUUAAGAACAAAGAGCAUUCUAAAGAAAGGAGGCCAUAAAGAAAUUGAACUUCUGGAUUUCUGUCAAGCUCUUCACAGAGAAAAUGAAACACUAUUAGUUGUCAUUAAAAAUGAAGACAUGAUUUCACAUCUGCAUCAAAUUCCUUCUCUACUGAAGCUAAAGCAUUUCCCUGGUGUGGUCUUUGCUGGAGUGGACAGCCCUGAAGACAUUCCAAAUGACACAUACCAAGAGCUGUUCCGAUCCGGAGGCUUUGUGGUAUCAGAUGAUGUCAUACUGGAAAGUUUAACAUUAGUUCAACUGAAGGGAAUUCUCAAAAUCCUAGAAAAACUAAAUGAAAAUGGCAGAUGGAAGUGGCUGCUUCACUAUAGAGAAAAUAAAAAGCUCAAGGAAGAUGUCAAGGUAGAUUCAAUUGCACAAAAAAAGAAUUUAAUUCUAAAGUCAUAUCAGAGUGUAAAUAUCAUUGACUUACUUCAUUAUCACAACUGUGAUUCUCCAUCAUCAACAAAAGGUGAAAUUUUGAAAUGCUUGUUAAACCUGCAAAUUCAACAUUUCAGUGCCAGGUUUGCUGUCUUCCUAACAGACAAGCCCACAGCGGCCACAGAAAUCUUUGAAAAUAAUGGAAUCCUUGUUACAGACAUAAACUACUUCACUGAAAAUAUACAAAAGAUAGCAGCUCCAUUUAGGAGUAGCUAUUGGUGAUUUUGGAGUUGAGACUACACAUGGAGUACAUACAGCAAGAAGAAAUUUGUAUUUUCCUGUGUCUAAAAAACUCCAAAUACAUACAACUCUCAUUUGAAUAAUCAAUGUUUCGUUUCUCAUACUUUGCUGUAAUGUCUCAUUUCAUCAUGGAUGAUAGUUGUCAUUAGCUUUGGGUUAUAAUGUUGACUAUUGUUGUAAAUUAUUUUCAACCUAAAUAUGAUGUGUUCAAACUUAUUAAUUGAGCUAGAUAUUAAAACUUGAGACCCUCACGUUUGUGGCUAAAACUAAGUAUUUUGACAUAUAGCUGUUUUUGCGUGUGGUCAGAGGCGAUGAGCUGCAUGUUUCAGAGGUUUUACCACAUUGUAGAAAGUAUCAUUUGUAAUGGUUGUUUGCUGUUACAUAAGAAACACUACAUAAUGUAAACUUUUUUUGUAAAUGACAAAUUUCUACACUUUUACACUUGGGUUUUUUAAUGCUGCACUACAAAGAACUCAAUUGAAGAAAUCUUUUAUUUAUGAUAUUAGAAAUUUCUUAAAUCUUUAAAAUACAAACAAGAAAAAAAAUUGUAUACUAUCUAUUUGGAACAAAGGCUUUUAUACCUGGCUUGGUUUUUUUUUGUUGUUGUUGUUGUUGAUUUGUUGUCUUUUUGUUUUUUUAAUAAAGACUCUGAAAAUGCAGUCAUUUGUAGUCUGUGUGCAAUGUCUUAGGAAGGUUUAGGCCAUUGCCAGGAUCCCUUUAAGAAAGACCUUUGGUCAUGCUUUAUUGCCCUUUAGUAACUCAUGGUCUUGGCUUUCUAAAGCCCUGCAAGGUGCAGAAAGGAAGGCACUAACUUUCUCUCAAUAUGGACAGCAGAGUUGACAUCACAAAGUGAAAGAGGAAACCACCAAUCUUAGUGAUGAUGCUUUCUGACCCAUACCUGUGUAAACAUGCUAACCUCUGCCUCUCUGGACUACAUCUUCCCUGCAAUGGGGGCUUUCCUCAUAGAAGGGGCAGGGG